Messenger RNA from Mytilus trossulus (common blue mussel), 423 nucleotides. RefSeq names its product histone H2B-like. NCBI's taxonomy places the organism in Eukaryota, Metazoa, Mollusca, Bivalvia, Mytilida, Mytilidae. The transcript has a single exon. Gene Ontology annotation, cellular component: nucleosome. Bases 17 to 391 code for a protein of 124 amino acids. Gene Ontology annotation, molecular function: protein heterodimerization activity; structural constituent of chromatin; DNA binding. The record is from RefSeq and is a predicted model, not a curated record.
GUAUACAUCUUUCAAAAUGCCACCAAAAGUUGGAACCAAAGGAGCCAAAAAGGCCGUAACAAAGGCAAAGACUGCCAGACCCGGCGGUGACAAGAAAAGGAGGAGGAAGAGGAGAGAAUCCUAUGCCAUCUACAUCUACAAAGUCUUGAGACAGGUUCACCCAGACACUGGAGUAUCCUCAAAGGCUAUGUCUAUCAUGAACAGUUUUGUCAACGAUAUCUUUGAGAGAAUCGCUGCAGAAGCUUCCCGUCUCGCUCACUACAACAAGAGAUCUACCAUCACAUCUCGGGAGAUCCAGACUGCAGUUCGUCUGCUCUUACCCGGUGAAUUGGCCAAGCACGCUGUCAGUGAAGGUACCAAAGCCGUCACAAAGUACACCAGCAGCAAGUAAACAACGAGAAGUUUAACUUCACAAACGGCCCU